CGGUUUUCGGUGUAGUUAUUUAAUCUCCAGAAUUUACUAUGAACAGCACAAUCACACUGGUGGUGACACUGGUCGUUGCGUCUGUGUUCAUAGCGUACUUUCUGGGCGACGACGCAGGCGUGACGGACGAAAUGGUGGCGCGUGUGGCCCAGAUCGCUCCAAAUCUUCCGCCGUCGGUGAUCCGCCGUGAUCUGGAACGCACCCGCAGUGUUCAGCGCACGAAACAGGCGAAUCGCAAUAUAGCGGAAGCCAGCAAAUAA
Molecule: messenger RNA, 260 nt
Organism: Ogataea polymorpha
Lineage: Eukaryota; Fungi; Ascomycota; Pichiomycetes; Pichiales; Pichiaceae
Exons: 2
Coding region: 39-260 (73 amino acids)
Molecular function (GO): ubiquitin binding
Source: RefSeq, a predicted model, not a curated record